ACGAAAAGUACAAUUUAACUUCUAUGGUAAUCAUUCCAUCUUAAUCAAGUCUCAAUAUACGAGUACAUGUUAGAGGUGUCCAUUUUGAAAUUUAAGGGAAUUAGUACACACAAGUAAACAGUUUGUCAACAGAUGAUGAGGCUUUCUGUUCUUACGGCUUUAUUUGUACCUUGUCUCUCGCUUCAAGAGACGCACCAUUUUCUUCUGACGGAUGAUGGAAAGUCCAUUCAUCAGGAUGUCAUAUACAAUCAGGAGGACAAUACUGUUUUGGUCAUCGUGGGAGAUGUAUCCAUGUACAAGAAUACAAUCCCAACCAUCAAUUAUCAUGAUUAUGAUACGGGAUAUGUUGUUUUCAAAGACAUCAAACAUCAAAUGUGUUCAUUGUCAAGGGUACCAAUUCCAAAACCACCUCUUGAAAUUUAUAGACAGGGUGUGUCAAAUGUAACACUGCGAUUUACCGCAAAGCAUGACCCAACUUCUCUAACGUACUCAGAAGUAAAAGAGAAAGCUGGAUUAAAGAUUGCGGAAUUUUGCAAAGAUUAUGUUACAUUUUACCAAACUUUGAUUCCAAAGAGGAAAAACAAAAGAAGUGAGAAAAUUGCAGAGUCUCCAUGUCACUUUAUUUGUGGUUUUUGUGUUCUGGACUCUGACCAUCCAGACCCACACAAAAAUAACAAAGACAAAAUAAAUUUUGGAUAAUUUAACCCUGCUACAUGUAUCAUUGCUGUAACGUUGAAAAAAAAACAACAAUAAACUGCAUGUUUUUCA
Molecule: messenger RNA, 768 nt
Organism: Ruditapes philippinarum (Manila clam)
Lineage: Eukaryota; Metazoa; Mollusca; Bivalvia; Venerida; Veneridae
Exons: 7
Coding region: 133-699 (188 amino acids)
Source: RefSeq, a predicted model, not a curated record